AUUAAAUAAAAAUUAUGAAUAACUCAAGAUCAACUGCUAGAAAGGGCACCAACAAUCUUCCAGUCUAAACAGGAGACAUUGAAGAAUAUAUGUAGCAUUCUUAAUUCACCAUAGUCAAAUCUUGUAUGACCAUCAGAAGAGCUGUGAGAAGGCUGGGAAAUAUUUGGAGGCUGAUCAAGCAAAAAAGAGACUUGCUGAGUUGAAAAAAGAAUUGGAUCAGAAGAAUAAAUAUGAAGUCAAGGACAGACAUACCAAUGAAAAAUAGGAGAUCGAAAAGGCCCAUCUAGAUGAGUUUAAUCAAUUUAACGAAUUCUGGGAUUAAAAAAUGGCUGAAUUUGAUUAAGAAGCUCAAAGAGUUAAAGAACAAGUCUUAUAAAGACACGACGAAGAAUUAAAACAAUUUACAGAUGAACUAGAGAACUCUAUUCCAGUCAAACCCAAAGACUCUGCCGAAUUACUCAGUUUGAGGAAGACUGAAGAGUCAUUAGCCAGACAAGAGAAGUAUCAAAUUCAAUCCUACCAAUAGUUAUUAAGAGGCUCAUCUCACCCAAUAAAGGAUACUUGCUAUGGAGAGAGAUGAAUAUGAAAAAUGGAAUGCGUCAAGAACCAGCAAAAUCAGAAAUCUAAUCUCUUAACUUAAGUUAAAACAAACCAAUGAAUUAGGUGCUUUGUAACAAAGAAUCUUAUCUGGAUAGGAAGAAUAAAGGAAAAUUAGAUCAUAAGAAUUAGAGAAGUAUAUUAUACAUAUACAUUAAUAGAUUGCUUUAAAAAUAUUAGAAUGUCAGAAAGGAAUUGACUAGUUAAUAAAACUAGGAAAUUACAAGACUUGAUAAAACUAUGAAGAACUAAUCAAUUAUGUAAUAGUCUAGAAUGAAUUCUUCCAAAAUGAUGAACUCCUAAAUGAAGAAAGGAGAUGAAGAAAACUUCUAUAUAAAAUGAUGAUUCAUAUAUA
Paramecium octaurelia is the source of this 952-nucleotide messenger RNA. The record is from the annotation of a GenBank genome assembly. Lineage: Eukaryota; Ciliophora; Oligohymenophorea; Peniculida; Parameciidae.